AUGGCUUUCAUCACUUCAGUUCUCUGCCAGCUUACCUACAUUCCAUUCGUCUAUUGGUUCGUCGAGUUGAUCCAAAACAAUUUAUACCUCCUUGUUACUGGAAGUUACGGAUGGAUCUACCCAACCUCUCCAUACAAUUAUUUUACAUUCGAUUCUGUCAAAUCAUGGGCCAUAAUGCCAAUUUUAUUUUUCACCAUUUAUUACUUUUUCUUAAUUCCAAAAAAGAUUAACAUUUGGUUGGGAUUUGUAAUUACUGGAACUGCUGGAUAUGUUACUGAAUUCAUUGUUGGUUAUGUGUCAGCUGUUAUCUUCCAUGAAACCAUGCAAGAAUGGCCAAAUUCCAAGUUAAAGUUCGUUGGUGGAAUUGGAAGUUAUAUUUUGUGGAUUUUGGAUGCUGUCAUGUAUUAUUGGCUUGUUUUCAAAAUGCCAAAACUCUUGAGUGAAAAUUUGAAAGGAAAGGAACCAAAACAACCAUCAAAAUAAGUUUUGAAAAUUAGGAAUUUUAAAAAAUAAAAAAUUAAAAGAAUUUAAUUGAUAA
Naegleria gruberi is the source of this 538-nucleotide messenger RNA. RefSeq lists its product as uncharacterized. The record is from RefSeq and is a predicted model, not a curated record. Lineage: Eukaryota; Heterolobosea; Eutetramitea; Acrasida; Naegleriidae. The transcript is spliced from 2 exons. Bases 1 to 483 code for a protein of 160 amino acids.